UAUUAGGGUCUUUGUUAAAUUACCACUUCGCCUUCUCCACGUUCAGCUGGUCAGUCAGUGAGUGAGCUAAGCUAGCAGCUAGCCUCAGCAGCUGGUAGCUAUGGCUGCAGUUAUGCUGAGUUUCCCCACUCUGCAGGGUCUGAGGAUAUUUACACAAAAAUUAUCAUGGACCAAAAGAGGCGUGAGGCUUGUUUCAUCAGGAGGGGUGGGAAGGAUAGAGAAAGUGUUGAUCGCCAAUCGUGGAGAGAUCGCGUGUCGUGUGAUGCGUACAGCCAAGAAGAUGGGCGUCCGCUCUGUGGCGGUAUACAGUGAUGCAGACAGACACUCCAUGCAUGUGGCCAUGGCAGAUGAAGCCUACCGCAUCGGUCCUCCACCCUCCCAGCAGAGUUACCUCAGCAUGGAGAAAGUUUUGGAGGUGGCCAAGAAGUCUGGAUCACAUGCGGUCCACCCUGGCUAUGGCUUUCUAUCAGAAAACACAGAGUUUGCAGAGGCUUGUAAACAGGAAGGAAUCAUCUUCAUUGGGCCACCUUCCUCUGCCAUCCGAGACAUGGGCAUUAAGAGCACAUCCAAACACAUCAUGUCAGCUGCCGGGGUGCCAAUCAUUGGGGGUUACCAUGGAGAGGACCAAUCAAAUGAGAGGCUGCAAGCAGAAGCUGCUCGGAUUGGUUACCCUGUGAUGAUUAAAGCAGUCCGUGGAGGAGGAGGGAAGGGGAUGCGCAUUGCACGCUCAGAUGCAGACUUCUUAGAGCAGUUGGAGUCUGCGAGACGAGAAGCCAGAAAAUCCUUCAACGAUGACGUCAUGCUGGUUGAGAAGUUUGUGGAGGAUCCCAGACAUGUGGAGGUUCAGGUGUUUGGAGACAUGCACGGAAACGCUGUCUAUCUUUUUGAGAGAGACUGCAGCGUCCAAAGGAGACAUCAGAAGAUCAUAGAGGAAGCACCAGGGCCUGGUAUUAGUCCUGAGGUUCGGAGGAAACUUGGAGAAGCAGCAGUUAGAGCAGCCAAGGCUGUCAACUACGUAGGGGCAGGUACGGUUGAGUUUAUUAUGGACGCCCAGCACAACUUCUACUUUAUGGAGAUGAACACCAGGCUGCAGGUGGAACAUCCCGUGUCUGAGAUGAUCACUGGAACUGACCUGGUGGAGUGGCAGCUCAGGGUGGCAGCAGGGGAGCGCCUGCCUCUCCUCCAGGAUGACAUCAUCCUAAGGGGGCACUCAUUUGAGGCGCGUAUCUACGCCGAGGACCCAAACAACGACUUCCUUCCUGGGGCGGGGCCUCUGCUGCAUCUCUCCACCCCUCCACCAGACCAAGACACUCGCAUAGAGACUGGGGUCAGGGAAGGGGAUGAGGUGUCGGCACAUUAUGACCCAAUGAUCGCCAAGCUUGUGGUGUGGGGAGAGGACCGAUCAGCUGCCUUAAAGAAGCUGCGGUACUGUUUACGACAAUAUAAUAUCGUGGGACUGAACACUAACAUAGACUUUCUGCUGAGUCUUUCGGGCCACCCAGAGUUUGAGGCUGGAAACGUAAGCACCAGCUUCAUCGCCCAGCACUACGCUGACCUCUUCCCCACUCCGAGAGCUCCUUCUGGGGCGACGAUCUGCCAGGCGGCCCUGGGUCUUGUACUGCAGGAGAGGAAAAACACACAGGAGUUCACACACGCCUCCACCGACCCCUUCUCCCCGUUUGGCUCAAGCAGUGGCUGGAGAAACAACAUUCAGUUUAACAGAAAUAUGACUCUACAGCUGGGAGACAAAAAAGUCGACGUAGUCGUCAAGUAUAACAAAGAUGGAAGCUAUAGUAUGCAGAUUGGUGAGGAGGUGUACCAUGUGACUGGAGAGGUGGAGGUUGAGGGUGGAGCUUCGUUCCUGCACUGCUCUGUCAACGGGGAGAAGUCCCGUCCCAAACUGGUGAUCCUGGACAACACGGUCCACCUGUUCUCCACAGAGGGCAGCUCCCAGGUGUCUGUUCCAGUGCCAAAGUAUCUGGCAGGCGUGAGCGGCUCCGGGGCUCAGGGUGGAGCUGUGGCCCCCAUGACUGGAACUAUAGAGAAGGUGCUGGUGAAGGCCGGGGAUAAAGUGGCUGUUGGAGACCCGCUGAUGGUCAUGAUCGCCAUGAAGAUGGAGCACACGAUCCGAGCGCCCAAGUCAGGUGUGAUCAAGAAGGUUUUCUUCAGCGAGGGCUCUCAGGCCAAUCGCCACGCUCCUCUGGUCGAACUAGAGGAGGAGGGCGAGGAUAACGGGGACGGCGGCAGCCAGUAAACGCAUCCAGACACAAAAGCAACCACAAAAUACACACAGACAGAUGGGAGAGAGCCGGGACUGGUUACUGUGACAACUGGAGCAUCCACCAUUAGAUAAAUAUUUUUUAAAAUGCAAGUCAGGACCUGAAUCAUCUGUCUGAGAGUGAGUCUGGUUCAGUCAGACAAAUACUUUCACCCAGGUCCCCUACAUGCAUUUAAGAAGGUCCAACUCAGUUGCAGUGACCUGAAAUGUUCCUGGGCUGAACCUGAGUCAGUGGAGAAACUACACAUAGAUCUGUAAUGUACAGUUGCCUUUCACACAGCAGAGUUUUGCCUUUAUGUUGCCUGUAUUUUCUGUUUUCUUCUUUUUUUUGUUUUUCUUUUUUUGUUGUAAGUGAAUCAGACUUUUCUUCCUCUGUGUUUGCAAAUGUCUCUUUUUUUUUCCAAGUCUCUUCUCUCUGUGUUGGUUCCUGUCAGUGGUGUUGGUGUUGAAGAUUUGGGGAAUCCUGUCCUUUUGUUCAGUACAGUUGAAUGCACUUCAGUGUGAAUGACGUAGAUUUCUGAGCCUCCUUUCUAUGCGAGCUGCAUGCACCUCUUUACAUGAGCACAGUGACAACACUAUGAGUGUGUGGCAGAAUUAUACCUUAUUGGGUUAAGAAUAGUUACUGAUAACUGUGAGAAAGUAUGUCUCAUUUAGAUCCUCAUCCCCACAUGAUGCAUUAUGACGGAUUUGUUUAUUGCCCUCUCUGACAAAAACAACCAUGAAUUCAUUGUCACUGCCAGUGAAAACCAUCAACCUCCAAGUUUGCUGAUGUUCCUUUUUUUGCUGAUAAGUUGAAGGGUUACACUCUCACUCAUAAGGCAAGAAAACUCUCCUACCAUGUACAUACUGUAAAACUCUUCCAUAUUUCAAAGACUUUGAUUUAAUCACUAAGAACUGACAUUUUGAAGCUGUAUGAUUUUCAGUGAGCAGUGAUAAUGAAAGAAAAGUGGAUGGAUGUAAAGUUAAUGUAUUUUUAGAGUUUAAUAUUUUGACACAUCCUGUCUUUCCAGACUGACUUCAAACUCAGUCCUUUUACACCCCCCCCCCCCCCAGACCUUAGAAGAAAAGUAUUGUGGUUUAAGGACGUGGCACUGAAGCAAAAGGCCCUGAUGAACCAACACUCCAAAAUGAAUUGUGAUGCAAAGUUAAAGUCACAUCUGCAGUAUUUUUGAGACCACAUUUGGCUCAGGGUUCAAAAUAACCCUUAAAGGAUGAAAUGUCAGUCACAGAGAGCUUUAUACAUACAGAUGGUUUGGUUGUGUGUAUAUCCGCCAUCAGUCCAAGUGAUUUACCAAAUGGACGACAUGUGAACUUGACCGGUUUCUGCUGAUCACUCUGUUCUUACUAACUGUGUGCUUUGAGGCCUUGUAGACUAAAGCUGUCAAUAUAAACGUGUGUUUAUUUCCUGGAUUAUUUUGUAGAUAUGCGACAGAUGAUUUUU
Messenger RNA from Toxotes jaculatrix (banded archerfish), 3719 nucleotides. RefSeq names its product methylcrotonyl-CoA carboxylase subunit (gene mccc1). Bases 101 to 2254 code for a protein of 717 amino acids. Gene Ontology annotation, molecular function: ATP binding; metal ion binding; methylcrotonoyl-CoA carboxylase activity. The transcript is spliced from 19 exons. Lineage: Eukaryota; Metazoa; Chordata; Actinopteri; Toxotidae. Gene Ontology annotation, cellular component: mitochondrion. The record is from RefSeq and is a predicted model, not a curated record.